Messenger RNA from Staurois parvus, 246 nucleotides. The record is from the annotation of a GenBank genome assembly. NCBI's taxonomy places the organism in Eukaryota, Metazoa, Chordata, Amphibia, Anura, Ranidae.
UGCCCAGCUAAAUUUAAGACAAGAAUAAAGUUAUAUUAUAAUAUAAUUGCCAUGUAUACAGGGGUGGACUGACAACUCAUGGGGCCCCCAGGCAAUAGGGGAUCAUGGGGCUCCUGUGUCCUCGCCCACACUCAAACCACACCCAAAAAAGCCUAUGAAAGGUACCAGGGGCAUCUCAUGGGGCCCCCUACUGACCCCGGGCCCUCGGGCAGUGCCCAAGUUUCCAAAUGGUCAGUCCGCCCCUGC